Messenger RNA from Metarhizium acridum CQMa 102, 1272 nucleotides. RefSeq lists its product as uncharacterized. The record is from RefSeq and is a predicted model, not a curated record. Gene Ontology annotation, molecular function: transmembrane transporter activity. Lineage: Eukaryota; Fungi; Ascomycota; Sordariomycetes; Hypocreales; Clavicipitaceae.
AUGAAAUCAGCAACUCUUCGUCAAGGGCGCAAAGUCUGGGGCAAGCGGUGGCGGUCGUCGACAACAUUCGGUAUUGUGUGCAUUUCGAUUUCUCUAUUCGCAGACCCAUCGGAUAUCCAACGGCUGACGUAUCAAAUCCUGACUCUUUACGGAGUUGUUUCGCUUGUGUCUUCCAUCUUCAUCGGGCAGCUCGCAGACCUGGCCACGACACGGAAGAUGCCACUGGUAGCGGCUUUAGUUGUUGCUAUUAUCGGAACGUUUUCCGUCGCUGCAGCUACAGAUGUAUCGUUGAUUUACGUUGGCCGAGCGCUUCAAUCCAUUGGCGCAACAGCUGCAUGGAUCGUUGGAGUGGCCACGCUCCGAGCCUCAGUCGGCGCUGAGCACAUGGGCAAGGCGUUCGGAUUCAUGUACAGCUGCAUAAGUAUAGCAGAGCUCUUGGGACCCGCCAUUGCAGGAGUGCUACUCUCUCUCGCCGGUUACUGGAUGGCUUGGGGUAGUGUAUUUGUCGUUAUGACAAUGAAUAUCGCAAUGAGGCUCGUGAUGAUAGAGAGUUCUGACGCCAGCAUCGCCCACGAGGAUUCCAACAACACAGCCGGAGUGCCAGACGAAGAAUCGCCUUUGAUAUUUUGCUCGAACGAUCAAUCAGAUAAUGCAUCUGAAGAAGCUUCCAUAGAAGAGCCUGUGGCUACGGCAGCGACCGCAUUCUUUAGGGUUGUUCUUACGCAGAGAAGGGUUAUUAUUUCUAUAUUAUGCUCCAUUGUUCAUUCCAUCAUGAUCUCCAGCUAUGGCACCACCAUCCCCAAUCAUGUGAAGUUUGCAUUCGGAUGGAACAGCUUAGCAACUGGUCUGUUAUUUGCGCUCCUGCAGCUUCCCGUCAUUCUUUCCAGCCCUGUCUAUGGCUGGCUGAGGGACAAAGUUGGUACAAGAAAGCCUACAGCUUUUGGAUUCGCCUCACUGGCUCCUCUUUUGUGGCUCCUCGGUGCUGCAGAUCAGAAACAGUUUCCGUGGGCUUCCUCCGAGGCUUCUGCCAAAUCCACAUAUGUGGCAGCGGUUAUCGGCAUAGGAUGUGUAACGAAUCUGACAAGCACUGUUAGUGCUUUCGAGAUUACCUGCGUUGUGGACGAUUUUGAGUCCAAGCAGCCAGGCAUAUUCGGACCUGGCGGGGGCUAUUCAAGAUGCUACUCGCUUUCCAAUCUGGCCUUUGCGGCAGGUUUGCUACUUGGGCCUCUCUUGUCUGGUGCCUUGGCCGAUUCUGCAAGCAUACGGUAUUAA